Messenger RNA from Bufo bufo (common toad), 1655 nucleotides. RefSeq names its product angio associated migratory cell protein (gene AAMP). The coding region runs from base 166 to 1494 and encodes 442 amino acids. NCBI's taxonomy places the organism in Eukaryota, Metazoa, Chordata, Amphibia, Anura, Bufonidae. The record is from RefSeq and is a predicted model, not a curated record. Gene Ontology annotation, cellular component: cytosol. The transcript has 12 exons. Gene Ontology annotation, molecular function: protein binding.
GGUGUGUACCGCCCUCGUCCCAGCUGACGGUUCAGGUUAGGUUUCGCCGUGUGCUGGGAAGGAGGAGCGCCCACGUGUGUCAGGCCGGAGCGGAUCCCAUGGGCGCCUCAUUCCUCUGCUAGUCUGUACUAAAGUGCCGCCCUGUGUCCCGGUGCUCAGAAAGUGAUGGAAGGAGCCGGUGACGGAGGCGGCUCUGGAUCAGCCAGUCCAGAGCCGGAAGAAGGAGGCGCCGCAGCAGCCGCAGUGGACUUUCAUGAGGAUGAAGAGAUCAUUGAGGUUCUGGAGCUAAAUGAAGCAGAACCAGACCCAGAUGACCUGGCCAGUGACAUGGAGGACGUGGAUUUUGCAGAUGAACCAGAAGAUGGAGAAAUGGCAGUCGAGGAAUGGGAGACGGAAGACGAGGGGGUGGAGGAAGGAGCCGAACCCCAUGACGACAGCGAGCUGACUUACUCCAAUCACACGGCUUCUGUGUUCUGCGUCGGCCUGGACCCCAAGGAGAGCGCUCUCGCUGUGACCGGAGGAGAAGACGAUAAGGCCUGUGUAUGGAGAAUAAGUGAUGGCGAGACGCUGUUUGAGUGCACGGGUCACAAGGACUCGGUCACCUGCGCGGCAUUCAGUCAUGACUCUACCAUGGUGGCUACGGGAGACAUGAGCGGUCUCAUCAAGGUGUGGAAGGUGGAGGACACAAAGGAGAUCUGGUCAUUUGAAGUGACUGACCUUGAAUGGUUGGAGUGGCAUCCUUGUGCCCACGUGUUACUUUGUGGUACAGCAGAUGGCAAUACUUGGAUGUGGAAAAUUCCCAGCGGAGAGUGUAAAACGUUUCAAGGUCCCAACUGCCCGGCUACCUGUGGACAGUUCUUACCAGAUGGCAAGACCGCAGUAGUUGGCUAUGAAGAUGGAAGCGUGCGGAUAUGGGACCUUAAGCAGGGGAGCACUGUGCAUGUCUUGAAAGGUUCUGAUGCUCAUACAGGACCCUUAACAUGUGUGUCCUCCAAUGCUGACGGCAGCCUGAUCCUCACCGGUUCUGUAGACUGCGACACCAAAAUGGUGAACACGGCCACCGGGAAGGUUGUCGGUGUCUUCCGGACAGAGAGUAAUGUUUCCAAAGCCUCUAAGCGAGAAGAAGGUGAAACGGAAACCAAUUCGGUAGAGUCCGUGGGAUUCUGCAGCGCUCUCCCUCUGGCUGCGGUCGGUUACCUGGAUGGAACUCUUGCCGUUUACGACAUUUCUACACAGACUCUACGUCACCGGUGUCAACAUGAAUCCGGCAUCGUACAGCUCCUUUGGGAGGACAACUCGCCUGUGGUCUACACUUGCAGCUUGGACGGGGCCGUCAGACUGUGGGACUCUCGAUCGGGAAAAAUGAUCAGCGAAUACUGCGGCCACACCGCCGAGAUUCUGGACUUUGCACUUAACAAAGACGCUUCCAUCGUGGUAACUGCCUCUGGGGAUCACAAGGCGAAAGUAUUCUGCGUGCAGAGGCCCGACCGUUAGACGCCCGCGCCCUGUAACGCUCACCCCCAUUCUGUUCUGUGUGGAUGCGUUUUACUUGCUACUGACAAUUCCUUCUGUAUAUAGGUGGAUAUAAACUCAAACGAGGGGUCACCUGUAUCCAUCCUUCACACUGUCUUCGAGAGGAGAUAUAUAUAUUAUUU